Messenger RNA from Gongylonema pulchrum, 243 nucleotides. Lineage: Eukaryota; Metazoa; Nematoda; Chromadorea; Rhabditida; Gongylonematidae. The record is from the annotation of a GenBank genome assembly.
AUGCUUGGUAUGUGUAAUAAUUUCGCUUAUGUGAUUAUGCUCAGUGCAGCGGAAGAUAUAUUAUCGGUUGUUGAAGAUUCAAAAGCACCCACCAAAAAAACCGAUGAUCCUUGUCAGCAUUCGGUAGUACGUCGUCACUGUUUUCCAAUAUCAACAGGUUCCGUGCUUCUGGCAAAUAUCAUCCCCAGUCUGAUUGUGAAGAUUUUUUAUCCAUUUGUAAUGUAUCGAGUUCCAUUCGGGUGA